Messenger RNA from Aegilops tauschii subsp. strangulata, 528 nucleotides. RefSeq lists its product as uncharacterized. The record is from RefSeq and is a predicted model, not a curated record. Lineage: Eukaryota; Viridiplantae; Streptophyta; Magnoliopsida; Poales; Poaceae.
AUGUUUGCGACGGCGGCGCGGUGGGCGGCGAAGAAGGGGAAGCCCAAGAUGGCGCCGAUCGAGUUGACGACGGCGCCGGAGCAGGCGCAGUCCAUCACCCGCACCAUCUUCGAUGUCGUCAAGGAGCAUGGCCCCCUCACCAUCUCCGACGUUUGGGAGCACGUCAAGGACGUAGGGCUGAGGGGUUUGACAGGCAAGAGGCAGAUGAAGAUCAUGCUGCGGUGGAUGAGGGAGAAGCAGAAGCUCAGGCUCAUCUGCGACCACGACGGACCUCACAAACAGUUCCUCUACACGACAUGGUUCACCAACCCCAAGAAUGCGCCGCAGAGGCCCAAGAGGGAGCUCAACAAGGAGAAUCCCAAGCCAUGACCGCACUCAUGUUGACCAAUGUAGGGCAUAUUUGGUUUACACCUUUCUCCUGACUUUUUCCUUGAUCUGUAGACAAAAUUGUUAAUCAUAUUAUGGUGCUUAUAGCUGAAAUACUGUGAACGAUGCCACAUUGUGAAUUAUGCAUAAAUAAAUAACCCC